UUCAAAUUUUACCACCUUAUUCUGAGUAUAAAUUCUACUGUAAGUCGUCGAUAGCUGUGAGUCCCAUGCACCUUUUCCCCAACCCUUGGGAGCACAGCUUCAGUGAGCUUUUGGCUUUAGCUCAUAACGACCCACUAAUUCAACACUUGUGUCAAGUGUUCGCAAAACCCGAUGGGCCCAACGAGGCUGGGGAAAGGCUGAGAGUGCUCUCUAUCUUUCGCUGUUAGACAUUUUCUUUUCCUCUCUCAACUUCAUUUUUUCAACAACUUGAAAGAAUUUGCCAAAAUCCAGCGAACACGAUUGUCACGUAACUGGAGCAUCUUCCUCGUCAUGAGGCAGUGUGGCACCUGGCUCAUUUGACUCCUGGCGCAUGUCAAAGUUUCUACACUCAUAAUUUGACUGGACCAACACGCAAUUUCCAUUCAAUCAUCGUCAAAAGAUGACUUUGUGUAAAUUCUUUCAGCAGGGCAACUGCAAAUUUGGCAAUAGUUGCCGAUUCGAACAUGUAAAUCCAAACAAUCGUAAUCAACCCUCGAACCGCUUCGGAGCUUUAGGAGGAGGAAGCAACCAGAACCCAGCUGACAAAUACAACAUUACUAUCGACACCAUCGAAAAGGAUUUGACGAACGAGGUUCCGCAAUGGAUUCUCUCAGCCUAUGCGCCAGGGCGAGAUGCUCCUGGUCAGCUAUUUGGCGGAUAUCCGCGCGAACAGAGUUUUGAAGAGCUCCGGCUACAUUUUAUGAUGGGGAAAGCGUCAGGGAACGAACAGCAAGCUCUUAACGAAGCACAAGAGCUAUAUGUUCAAGCGCAACAGCAGAUGCAGACGGCUCUCCGCGAUGUCAAAGGGGCGGUUCAAUUUAUUGUAGGCGAGGAAAAUAACCACCCGAAUCGACACGAUAUCUGCAAAGAAGGAACGCAAGGAGCUCCCUUUGGAGAAUUUCUUGUUGGGAAGCGACCCAAAUCGACAAUCGCCGAUACUGGCGCUCAGUCAACCCCGUUCGGAUCCAACAACAACAAUACUUCAAAUCCUUUUGGUGGUGGCGCAUCGACCGGUGGAAGUGCCUUUGGGCAGCCGUCGACUCUCGGCGCGAAACCAAGCGCGUUUGGUGCACCGUCCUUUGGUCAACCAUCGCAGCCAGCACAAGGAGGAGGCUCGGCCUUUGGUCAACCAUCGCAACCUUCAGCGUUCGGACAACCAUCACAGUUGGGGCAAACCGCCUCAGCAUUCGGCAAGCCAGCGCAAACCUCGACCUUUGGCCAGCCAUCACAGCCAGGAUCUGCUUUUGGUCAACCUUCAGCUUUAGGCGCAAAGCCCAACCCGUUUGGCACACCAGCAUUUGGACAACCUUCGCAACCAAAUGCACAAGGCAGUGUCUUCGGCCAACCGUCACAACCAAAUACGCAGGGCAGUGCCUUUGGCCAAGCCAGCCAGCUUGGACAUAAACCGAGUCCCUUCGGAGCACCGAGUGGAACGAACAGUUCUAGCCCAUUCGGAGCCGUCGCAAACAACAAUAAUGCCCCUGCAGCGAACCCCUUCGGUGCUCCAAGUGGUGGCGCGACGAACAGUCAGCCUGCCAAUCCUUUUGGACCCAACAAUAAUAGCCAGACCAAUGCUCCAGCGAAUCCGUUUGGGCAGCCUUCACAUCCUGCUCAAGGAAGCUCGCCUUUCAGCCAGCCUUCAAAUGCUGCCGCACCGGCAACGUCAAACCCAUUCGGUGCAUCUAAUGCGACCUCGAAUCAACCCACAAACAGUCCAUUUGGUCAGUCUUCACAGACCCAGUCGAAUGGCUUUGCGUCGCAGAAUAACCAACCACCAGCAAGCAAUCCAUUUGGUCAACCUUCGCAGCAGAAACCUGCGAAUCCUUUUGGUCAGCCAUCCAACGCUGCACCAGCUGCCGCGAACCCGUUUGCUACGACGCAGGAUCAAAAGCAAUCCUCAGCAGCAGCUUCUUCGACAGGCCCAUACCCACCGCACAGCAGUAGACAACACCCGCCUAUUGAGAGCUAUAGCUCUAAAGGCAUGGAUGGCCGGCUAUCAAUGUUCAAGGGCAAAUCAGUCAUUUACAAGGAUGACAAGCCCGGAAUCCGAGAAUUCGAUGGGACAUGGCGGCGGAUUUGGUUCCCAGAUGGUCCUCCUGCAUUCUCAGCGGAUACAGAAUUGCCUCCUGAGAUGUACGACGAUAAGUCCAAGGCUCAAUGGAUGGCAUUCGCACAGACUGGAACCUUUGAGGGUGGCCUGAUGCCCGAACUACCGCCUCCGCGAGAAUGUACUCUAUGGGAUUUCUAGCCAAGGAGUCAAGUCGAGCCAGUUCACAACUUGUUUUAUAUAGGAUGUGGAGGAGAAGAGUCGAGGAUGAGAUAGAAGGCGUUGGACGAUUCAGGAGACUGCGUUAAUUGGCGUUGUGUAUAAUCAUUGGGGAUGCUUGGAUGCAUAAUCUAGACAGUUAAAGAAACAUCUUCGCAAGACAAGCAAAGUGAAGGAUGGUAUCAACUUCAGUGGAUUUACGCCGAGUUUGCUGUGUGGCUUUGACACAACAAGCCCCACUUCAAGUGAUGAGAUCAAUGUAAAUGACGUAAGAGCUUGCCGAAUGCUACAGAUCUUACAAAAUUGUCUACAACAAAUCAACGAAG
This is a messenger RNA of Fusarium redolens, 2631 nucleotides long. RefSeq lists its product as uncharacterized. Gene Ontology annotation, molecular function: metal ion binding. Bases 440 to 2287 code for a protein of 615 amino acids. The record is from RefSeq and is a predicted model, not a curated record. Lineage: Eukaryota; Fungi; Ascomycota; Sordariomycetes; Hypocreales; Nectriaceae. The transcript is spliced from 4 exons.